Molecule: messenger RNA, 2219 nt
Organism: Ziziphus jujuba (common jujube)
Lineage: Eukaryota; Viridiplantae; Streptophyta; Magnoliopsida; Rosales; Rhamnaceae
Product: aluminum-activated malate transporter 9
Exons: 6
Coding region: 264-2108 (614 amino acids)
Biological process (GO): malate transport
Cellular component (GO): plant-type vacuole membrane
Source: RefSeq, a predicted model, not a curated record
GAAUAGAGACAGCAAACCCAACGACUGCCAUGCCAGCAGCCAGAUCCAAAUUUCUUUGUUCUACGGGCCUCCCUCAGAAUCUCUUUUCCCAGAAGCAAUCAAUCAAGAGAAAAAUAAAAAAAAGAGAAUAAUAUUUUUACACAGAUUUUCACUUCCUUUCUAUAAAACCGAUUACGAAUUUUCAUAUUAGAAAAAUCUCCGUCUGAUUUUUCUUUCUAAUUCAGAAUCUCUGUUUCUGAGUUUUCAUAUAUCUUUUGGCUGAGAUGAACAUGGCGGCCAAGUACGGUUCUUUCAGGUACAAUUUCGCCGAGAAAAGAGAGAGACUGCUUUCCAUAAACAAAGGGUAUUCUGAGCUUGCCGGUUUCAACCCCAUUGAAGGACUUGAAGAGCCCAAAAAGUCAGCUCGGUGUUGCUCUUUCCGAGCGAUUUCUGAUAGUAUUGUUAACCGGUUCAAAACCGUUCGAGAAGUUGUUGACAAAGCUGUGCAGAUGGGUAAAUCCGACCCACGAAAGAUAAUCUUCUCUGCGAAAAUGGCUCUUGCUCUGACUCUCAUUUCGUUGCUUAUUUUUCUGAAAGAACCGCUCGAAGAGUUGAGCCGGUACUCUGUUUGGGCUAUCCUUACUGUCGUGGUGGUCUUUGAGUUCAGUAUUGGAGCGACUCUUAGUAAGGGAUUGAACCGUGGGAUAGGGACACUUUCAGCUGGAGGGCUUGCUCUGGGUAUGGCAGAGUUGUCACAGUUGGCUGGAAAGUGGGAAGAAGUUUUUCUUAUUAUCAGUAUAUUUAUCAUAGGAUUUAUUGCGACUUAUGCAAAACUAUACCCAACAAUGAAGCCUUAUGAAUAUGGAUUUCGAGUGUUCCUGUUGACAUAUUGUUACAUUAUGGUAUCUGGGAAUAGAACGGGAGAGUUCAUACAUACAGCUGUGACACGGUUCUUACUCAUUGCUCUUGGUGCUGCUGUCGGUCUGGGAGUGAAUAUAUGCAUUUUUCCUAUCUGGGCUGGUGAGGAUCUUCACAAUUUGGUAGCAAAAAAUUUCAUGGGUCUUGCAACGUCUUUGGAAGGCUGUGUGAACAAUUACCUUAACUGUGUCGAAUAUGAGAGGAUCCCUUCAAAAAUUCUUACAUACCAAGCUUCUGAUGACCCUGUCUACAGCGGCUACAGAUCAGCUUUACAAUCUACAAGCCAAGAAGAUACUCUGAUGGGUUUUGCCAUCUGGGAGCCACCUCAUGGGCGUUAUAAAAUGCUUAAAUAUCCAUGGAAGAACUAUGUAACAGUAAGUGGAGCACUGAGGCAUUGUGCUUUUAUGGUCAUGGCAUUGCACGGAUGCUUACUUUCAGAAAUACAGGCCCCAGCUGAACGAAGACAGGUUUUCCAUAGUGAGCUACAGAGAGUAGGAUAUGCAGGUGCCAGUGUAUUACGUGAACUUGGAAACAAAGUGAAGAAGAUGGAGAAAAUAGGAUCAGUUGACAUACUCUAUGAAGUGCAUGAGGCUGCAGAAGAGUUGCAAAAGAAAAUCGAUCGGAAGUCCUACCUUCUUGUCAAUUCGGAAAGCUGGGAAAUUGGCAAUCGGCCAAUAAAGGAGCUGAGUGAUCCCCAAGAUUUCUUGCACUUGGAUGAUGAAGAAAACAAAUACCAUGACUACCGGUCACUUAGUGAUGCUAAACUUGAUCUCAGAUAUGUUCCGGUGCCACGAAGUUGGGAUAGUAAGAACCCUGCAGGCCUGGACUCUACACCUGAUGGUGUGAGGGACAUGCCAAGUGUCGUAAAUUCCAACCCCAGUGGCUUGAACUCCGUUCCACCAUCAACUCGAAAAUUGUUCAAGAAGCAGGUAUCAUGGUCUGCAGGUCUUAAGUUUCCUGAAGAUAGAGUCCUUAAAGAAGAAGAAGAAGAAGAAGAAGAAGAAUCAAAGACUUAUGAAAAUGCAACCCAAUUGUCAUUAGCAACAUUUACAUCACUUUUAAUUGAAUUUGUUGCCAGGCUUCACAAUCUUGUUCAUGCAUUUGAAGAGUUAAGUCAGAAAGCAAAUUUUAAGGAUCCUGUUGAGGCACCACUAGAAGUAGUAGAGCAUGAUGGGUUUUGGACCAGAUUGCUUAACUGUGUGAAGUUCUAGACUGGGCUGGCUAAAGAACAAGGCCACAGGGCCCUUGGCUGGGGCACACAAAAAGAAUGGCUCAAAAUGAAAAUCUUAUAUCAAAUAUAUAAUAUUCUAUUUCUUUGUACA